AUGGCGGCCGAGGGGGAGCCGGCGGACGAGUGGCGGGCGGCGCUGCCGCACCAUGCCGUGCUGUGCCGGCUGCGGGAGCAGAGCGCGGAGAGACCCAGCCCCCCCGGGCCGACCCGCAGCCUCAUCUUCGGGCUGGACGCGGACCUGUUCCUGUGGGACGCGGAGCGCGGCGCCUUCUACACCCUCAGCCUGCGGGGCCUGAGCGGCGCGGAGCCCGGGGGGCUGGGCCGGUACCAGACCCUGGUUUGCAUAAAUCCACCCCUUUUUGAGGUCUAUGAAACCCUGUUAAGUCCCACACAGCAUCAUGUGGCGCUCAUAGGCAUUAAAGGGCUGAUGGUACUGGAAUUGCCUAAACGCUGGGGAAAGAACUCAGAAUUUGAAGGUGGAAAACCAACAGUUAAUUGUAGCACCGUUCCUGUUGCAGAAAGGUUCUUCACUAGUUCGACAUCCCUGACCCUAAAACAUGUGGCCUGGUAUCCUAGUGAGACAUUAGAACCUCAUGUAGUUCUGUUGACUUCAGAUAACACUAUAAGGAUUUACAGUCUGAAGGUGCCGCAGACACCUGUGAAGGUGAUUGCUCUUUCAGAUGCUGAGGAGGAGAGUUUAAUGCUCAAUAAAGGGAGAGCGUACACAGCAUCACUGGGAGAGACUGCAGUGGCAUUUGAUUUUGGGCCUCUGGUAUCUGUUCCGAAGAACAUAGCUGGGCAGCGAGGGAGAGAGGAAGUAUUGGCAUAUCCACUAUAUAUAUUAUAUGAAAAUGGGGAGACCUUUCUCACAUAUAUUAGCCUCUUACAAAGCACUGGAAAACUUGGCAAGCUGUUGGGCCCAUUGCCCAUGCACCCCACAGCCGAAGAUAACUAUGGCUAUGAUGCUUGUGCUGUUCUGUGCCUGCCCUGUGUUCCCAACAUCUUGGUGAUUGCCACCGAGUCAGGAAUGCUUUAUCACUGUGUGGUACUGGAGGGAGAAGAGGAUGAUGAGCAAACGUCAGAAAAGUCUUGGGACCCAAGAUCUGACCUCUUCCCUUCUCUCUAUGUGUUUGAAUGUGUUGAAUUGGAACUUGCACUGAAACUGGCAUCAGGAGAAGAGGAGGAGCCUUUGGAAUCUGAUUUCUCUUGCCCAAUUAAACUGCACAGAGAUCCUAAAUGUCCCUCUAGAUAUCACUGUAUACAUGAAGCUGGUGUGCACAGUGUUGGACUAACAUGGAUCCACAAACUUCACAAAUUCCUUGGGUCAGAUGAAGAAGAUAAGGACAGUUUACAAGAACUUGGAGCAGAACAGAAGUGCUUUGUGGAACACAUUCUUUGUACAAAGCCAUUGCCAUGCAGGCAGCCCGCUCCAAUUAGAGGAUUUUGGAUAGUCUCUGACAUCUUAGGGCCCACAAUGAUCUGCAUCACCAGCACCUAUGAAUGUAUCACAAGGCCUCUUCUAACGACAGUCCAUCCAGCAUCCCCUCCACUCCUGUGUACGAGAGAGGACACUGAAAUUACGGUCUCACCUCUUCGUAUCCUAGCUAAAUCACAGCAUUCAUUUGAGAAGCACAUCCGAAGCAUCCUGCAGCGCAGCUCUGCUAACCCAUUGCUUUUGAAGUCUGCUGACAAAGAUGCAUCUCCUCCCCCAGAGGAAUGUCUUCAGCUCCUAAGCAGAGCCACACAAGUGUUCAGGGAAGAAUAUAUUCUGAAACAGGAUCUGGCAAAAGAGGAGAUCCAGCAAAGAGUGAAAUUGCUGAGGGCACAGAAAAAUAAACAACUGGAAGAUCUUAAGUACUGUCAAGUGGAAAGGAACAGUCUGCGGGAAAUGGCUGAGCGCUUGGCUGAGAAGUAUGAGGAAGCUAAAGAAAAACAAGAAGAUAUUAUGAAUAGGAUGAAGAAAGUGCUUCGCAGUUUUCACUCUCAGCUUCCAGUUCUGUCAGAUAGCGAGAGAGACAUGAAGAAAGAAUUACAGACAGUACAUGAUCAACUGCAGCACUUAGGAAAUGCUAUCAAACAGGUGAAAAUGAAAAAGGAUUAUCAGCAGAGAAAGAUGGAAAAGGGGAUCAGUCCACGAAAACCUACCAUAACCCUCAGUGCCUACCAGAGCAAGUGCAUCCAGACAGUUCUGAAAGAAGAGGGAGAACACAUAAGGGAAAUGGUGACACAGAUCAAUGACAUCAGAAGCCAUGUGAACUUCUAACAUGCCAAUGACUAAGUCCCCACAAUAGCAAGGCUGAAAUGCUUUUGACAUUGCAGCAAAGAAUAUUAAGGGGGAGAACAGACAACCCACAUCUAUUUAUCAGUAACAACUGUUUGUGCUACACAAUAUGCUUUUUAUUUCAUAUUUUGUAAAGACUCAGUAUUGAAUAAAACACUUUUGAUAAGAAAAGAUCCCUUUACAAGCUCAGUUUGUCUCCUUAAGGAGAAGGGAACUAAAUGUUUUAAGCUUACAGUUAUCCACUGUAUAAAACUAAGUAUUAAAUCAGUCUAGAAAAAAAGGCAAGAUUGAGGAAGGGGAUUUUUACUUCAGCAAAGAAAACUCUAGGAUCCAUCCUCUACCGCCCCCUCUGGCAGAAAGGAGAUUAGAAAAAUCAGAAAAGCACACACACUUCAGCAGCUUUUGUUUAAUUUGGACCACUUUCUUCAUAAGGACACACCUUCAAUACAGUUAACAAAUGGUUACAUUUGAAUUCUGUAGACAGCAGAAUUCUACAUCCACAAUUGCACAGGACACCAAUGGCUUGGUUCACUGAAAUGCAGUAUUCACUUCCAAACACUCAGUUUGCCUUUAUCAAAAGAAUUUAGAGGCCAGUUGUAUGUUUACUUUAGGAUGAUUUCAAGGGACUGAGUAUGGAUGCUUGACUUCUUCCCUGCUUCUGCUAAAAGUGACAUGGUCAAGCUAAGUUUUAAGAAGUAGUACUGCACUGCUUGACAAUGGCACAUGCAGAAGUGCCAAAAUAAAGCUGUUAAGGAAAGGAGGGAUACUAGACAUGCUGCAAAAAGAACAUUCUAGUUAAAGAUUAAGACUACACAAGUGUUGGGAAUACUUCAUGAAACUCAUUGAAUAGUCCAGUUUCUAAAUUAGUUUUUUGCUGUAUAGUAGGUAACAUGUUACAGCUAGUGCAUGUUAACUAGAACUGUAAAACUAACCACCCUCACAUCAAAUUGAUCCCAGGAGCUUCUAUGAUAGCAGGAAGAUUAUCCCUCUACAGUCUUAGGGAUACAUGCCAAAAUUAAGAUGCUUUAUUUCCACUUAAGGGACUUCAAUCACCACAUUUGGCAGACAGCUCUCCAGAGGGCACCUGAGUUUUGUGUGUGUGACUUUUCCUGAAGAAAAGUUAGUUCCUUUUGAAAUCGUGCCUUACUUUCCUCACACCUUUGGGCUCUUCUGGCUAACUCAGCUCUAGGGCUUAUGUUUGACAAUCGAAUUCUCUAAGCUUAGUUGUUGGCAAUGCAGUCAACCACUUCAUCUUCACCAAUCUGCCUAGGGCCAUAUUUUCCACAAAAGCUAGAAGCCUUUUGUUUUUGGACUCUCUCGAUCCUGCACAUACGGUGAGAGGCAGGGUGUGCAGCAAGGGGCCCUGGGAGCUCAGAUUAGCAGCUGAAGGGCUCAUGCCCAUACUACACUCUAUCUUUAAACAUCGGUACCUAAUAGUUAAAAGCUGAAUUGAAUAAAAGAUUAAGGUAGGGAAAGGGAACAUGGAGUAGCAAAGUGAGACUGGAGAAUAUUACAUCAAUAUUCAUAGCUGUCUGAAUAUUAAAAAGGUUGGGAAACUUCUACAAAAAACUGAAGUGAGGUUGCUGCACUGAAUCACUCAAUACACUCGGUAAAAGCAAAAGAUAUAAUCAUUUAGUUCCCCUUCUCAACUACAUUCCUUCCAGAGCCUGUGUACCCCUACUCUCAUCCUAAUUAUACAUGCAGCCAUCUAUCCAGGCUAUAAAAAUUUAGUACAACAUGCAUACACAUGCACGUUUCCAUUCUGUAAUUUCUAUAUUAGUUACUAGCAAGUUUACAAAUGCUCACUAACAGCUCACCCACUCACUUUUCCUGAAGACCGCAGCAAGACAUCACAGCCAGCAUCUGCAACCAAACACCACAGCUACGUGAAAUGCAAUACAUGGAAGCCAUACCAAUGAAAACAAUAAACUGAGCAGAGUUGAGGCUGACCUGUGGUGGUAGAAGGGAGGCUGAGAAGAGGAAGUGACUCAGUGCAGAAAAGAUGUUGAAUGAUUAUUUCCUUGCUUUCUUCCAGUUUGGGAUAUAUAGCCUAGCAACCUCACCUCAAAGUUAAUUAUUUUUGGGCCAGGCUACUAGGUUGUUUCCUCAAAUAGGUGCUACAACGAAUUUAAUGUUAGAUUUAUUCCAGUUCUCAUAAAAGAGCCUUCUUCCUUAAAGCACUGCUACCGGGUUUAAGUACCAGCAGAACAUUAGCAACAUAAGGUGGGUGAGGUAAUAUCUUUUAGUGGAAACAAGCUCUCACCAACAAACAGACAUUGGUUCAAUGAAAGAUUACCACCUCACCCACCUUGUCUAUCUAAUAUCUUGGGAUCCACACAACACCACCACUGUAUUGUAGAAUGUUAGCUACUUUCAGAGCUUAAGGGGAUAUAUAGGCUGAAAACAGUUGCUUUUCCUGUGAUUCCUGCUGCCAAACGGGACCAAAUUUUCAAGUGUGUACAUACAAUAUAGUGCAUGUGCCCACUUAAGAAUUGUGGAUGCUCAAUGUUAAUAUUCAGAAAGUAUAUUCCUACUAACCUUUCCAUUAGGCUGAAAUACUGAUCAAAUGACAACUUCCAUUCCUCUCAAAGGCCAGAGCUAGUUCAGUUAUCACAAGGGCCAGUUCAAAUAUUCAGAAUUUGCAACACUUAGUAUAGUACAGUGGCAGAUAAGCCAUCAUCUGACAACCUGUAUGGAAUUCUAAUCUUUUUUUAAAAAGUCGUGUUAUAAUACUGUUUUGUAUGACAAGAAACCCAAACGUAGCACCUGUAGAAUAUCACAGUCUUGUUGCAUAGUGUUACCUUAAUGUCUAGUUAAGGGUCAGAGUAGGAUUGGAGUUAUUUCCUUUGUUUUAAGCAAUAUCUGGACACCAUAUUUGAGAUGCAUUGCACUUGAAUGAAACCUGCAGCAUAAUGCUUUUGUGCUAUGUGAUGCAGGUUGCAUGUACUAUUAACCCAACCUAUAUUGGCAUUGGUGUGAGACUUUGAAUUUUUCCUUAAUUCAGAAUCAUCUUCCUUUUUCAACUACAAAUUAUACUGGGUAAAAGCUAGUUGACACAGAAUGACAUUCACCCCAGCAGAGAUGAUGUGCAAAUGCCCUAUAUGUUGCUUAAAUGGUGCACAGAGUUUUGUUAACAGUCUUAACACAAAUAUGGGACUAGCAACACCUCAGUUCUAAAACUGAGAAAGUAUCAGUUAUGGUUCCAUUUUUUUAAAUUAAACCUGUGAAGAAGAGGUUCUAAAUAGUGCAUUUCUUUAACCCCAGAAUUUUAAUCUGAAGUCCAUUCUUUACUGAUCAAUUCAUUUUUUUGGAUUAACUUGUAUCAGCUCCUGAGAUGCACAGCUCACUCAUAUCCAUCACAUUUCAACAGCAUUCAGAUUGUUCAACAAAAACUAAAAAGCACUGAGUUAGGAAAUAAGAUCAAUAUCCAGUGUCCUGCUAAUAAAUUCAUAUUUUAAUAUAAAAUAUUCAUACAGCACACUACACCUCAGGCUGUCUGCUAGCUGAAUACUGUUACUGACUAUUCAAAACAGAAAAACUUCAAUCACUUUGCUCUUCAAUGUGUUUUGAGGGACGAUAUGAUUUCCAGCAGCUACUUUGAUUACAGUAUUUAGGGGGAAGUGUUCCAGAUAUCUAUAUUAG
Malaclemys terrapin pileata is the source of this 5829-nucleotide messenger RNA. It is a transcript of the gene NUP88, whose product is annotated as nucleoporin 88. Gene Ontology annotation, cellular component: nuclear pore. The transcript is spliced from 17 exons. Bases 1 to 2169 code for a protein of 722 amino acids. The record is from RefSeq and is a predicted model, not a curated record. Gene Ontology annotation, molecular function: structural constituent of nuclear pore. Lineage: Eukaryota; Metazoa; Chordata; Testudines; Emydidae. Gene Ontology annotation, biological process: mRNA export from nucleus; ribosomal large subunit export from nucleus; protein import into nucleus.